AAUGCACCACCGCUUUGCCAUCCAUGCAUUCAGUCCUGUCUGUGGUGGUACCUGCUGGCUGCUUAACUUAGCUAGCAGUCUUACCUAUCAGUUCAGGAGUAACAAAAAAAUGAACGCGAGAGAAAAUGAUUUUUAUUUUGUUUCCCUCUCGAUGUGUCGUCGUGUUUUAAGGAAAAGAUGAAGACCAUCCACUUGGUUUUAGUAUUUUAGCCGUUAGAGCAUUUUUUUUUUCUGAAUCCGUUUUGCGUGUAACUGGAAGUGGAAAAGACAAAGAGAAAAAGAGCUUUCCAAUAGCUAGAAUGGUUUGGGCCUAAAAAGAAGACAAGAGCAACAUGAACCGUGAGGACCGGAAUGUGCUCCGAAUGAAAGAACGAGAAAGGCGAAAUCAAGAAAUCCAGCAGGGAGGAGGAGAGGCCUUCCCAGCAAAUUCCCCUCUCUUCCCCGAACCCUACAAAGUGGUGAGCAAGGAAGAUAAACUGUCCAGCCGUAUUCAGAGCAUGCUGGGCAACUACGACGAAAUGAAAGAGCCAAUUGGUGACACCAUUCCAAAACUUAAUAGUAAACCAUCCAACAGCUCGUCUUCCUCUGAGGAGAAGUCGGGUCCACCUUUGUUUGGUGGGGACCAGCGGUGUGGCGGCAGCAGCCAGAGCAGUAAGUGGACCCCUGUUGGCCCCGCAGCGGGCGGAUCUUCAUCCCAGUCCCAGAAACGCUCAGGACUCCAGGGCGGGCACAGCAGCCAGAGGAGCAACGGAGGCGGCAGCAGCAACAGUAGCCAGAGAGGGGAGGUGCGGGAAAAAAAGUCAAGUAAACACAGCGGAGGUUCCGAUCACUCGAAGUCACAUAUGUCAAGUCCGGCAAAGGGCUCUCUAAGUUCCUCCAGUAGUCACUCGCGGAGCUCUUUGUCUGCUGAGCAGCAUCACAACAAGGACCGCUACCGCUCAAAGUCACCGCGAGACAGAGAGGCCAACUGGGACUCACCUUCACGGGUUCACACGUCCUUCCCCAGUGGACAGCACUCAAGUCAGGCCUUUCCCCCAUCUCUCAUGUCCAAGCCCAGCACAAUGCUGCAAAAACCAACAGCCUAUGUGCGGCCUAUGGAUGGCCAGGAAACAGCAGAACCUAAGAGUUCGCAAGCGGAAAGCUACACUGGACAGUCGCAUAGCAGCACUGUGGGAGAGAUGAAGUCCAAGCUUGCCAAACUUAAGAUCCCUUCCCAACCUGUAGAGGGAUCCGGUGAUGCCAACUGUGUCGACGAAAUUCUGAAGGAAAUGACUCAGUCAUGGCCCCCUCCUUUGACGGCCAUCCACACUCCCUGUAAAACAGAGCCCUCCAAGUUUCCAUUCCCCACCAAGGAUACUCACCCUUUUCCAAGUGGGCACAAGCGAGGCAGUUCAUCAAAGAGCUCGAGUAGCCACCAAGCCAAAACUUGCGAUGACCAGCCCACUAGGUUGGAGGAAGACCUAAGGCUAAGCAGCAGUGAGGACAGUGAUGGAGAACAGGACUCUGCCAAGAAUGCCUCAAGGAACACAUCAGCAAGCAAUAACAGCGAAGCAGCUGAGCAAUCAAGGGACGACUCCAGCAGCCAUAGUGGCUCAGAGAGCAGCUCGGGCUCUGACAGCGAGAGCGAAAGCAGCACGACAGACAGCGAAGCCAACGAGCAACCACGGCCUGCCUCCCCUGAACCUGAAAAACCCAUGGCAAACAAGUGGCAGUUGGACAACUGGUUCAAGAAGGCCAAGCAGUCCUCACCUUCAUCCCCAUUGGACAACAAUAACGUCCCACCCAAAUUCAAGAAAGAUGGCCGAGAUAACAGCUCAGGGCGCAGCUAUAGUAGCCAAGGAGGGGGGUCAAAAGAUUCAGCAGCACCCACCCCAAGCAGGGACCUGCGGGCAGCCCAGAAAGGUGCAGAAGGUGGCCGUGGCCGGCAAAAGUCACCCGCACAGAGCGAGGGUGGCACAAAUCCACGUAUUCGAGUGGGUAAAAAGCAGCCUAAAAAAUCUGAGAAGCCUCCUGUGGUAGAGGAACCAAAGGGAGGUCUGAGAGUGGAGAGUGAGCCGGCUCCAGAGAUACCACCUCAUCAGCCCAAAGCUGCUACGAAGGGUUCACGCAAACCAAGCAAUAAAAAAGAACCCAAAUCCUCGCCGAGGCCCACUACUACUCCCUCCAGCACUGCAGCCCAGCGCAAGCCCAAGGCAGCAACCAAGACUUCUCAGAAAUCUCGUGAAUUUGUUGACACAGACUUUUCAUCAUCAGACUCCGAAGGAAACGACAGCAUCCCGUCCUCAUCCCAGACACCCAAGUACACAGAGAGUAUCAGGACACCCGUGUGCGUUUUUUCGCCUGGGGAAGAGAGAGGGCUGCUGUCUCCUCUCAGUGACCCCGAGGACCGCUACCCUGCAAGACAGCCUCAGCAGCAAGUUUUAUUAGUCAAGAUAGAUCUCAGCUUGCUGUCCAGAAUCCCAGGGCGGCCCUACAAGGAACCUGCAGAGAUAAAAGUGGAGAGGGAAGACUCUCUCGACAGGGACAGCAAAGACUUCAGCAAACAGAGCUCUGAGAAAAGCUCGAGCAAGGCCAAGAGGAAACACAAGACUAAUGAGGAAGGCACAAAGCCAGAGACCAAGCGGAUCAAGCUAGAGGAUAAAUCUACAUCCCAUCAUAAAAGCAGCAGUAAAGAUUCUAAAAGGUCUUCGGAAAAGAAAGAGGAGCCAGUCCCCUCUCCUUCCAUGCGGACAAUUAAGGCAGAGCAUCCCAGUCGAAAGCGGACAGUCAGCCAGUCCUCCACGUCAUUGUCCAGCGGGACAGGAAGUGGAAAAGAAGGGAGCCACAGCACCAAGGGCAGCUCCACCUCCAAACAUAGAAAAGGAGAGGAAAAAGGGCGCAGCACACGUGACUGCAAGGAGAAAUCCUCAAAGGGUUGCGAUAACCAGCUGGCUGUGCCCCCGCUCUCCACAGACGGCUCCAAGUCUCAGAGAUCCAAGCUGGUGUUUGAGGACAGGGUCCAUUCAGCAGAUCACUACUUACAGGAGGCCAAGAAACUUAAACACAAUGCAGAUGCACUGUUUGACCGUUUUGACAAGGCGGUUUUCUAUCUGGAUGCUGUGGUGUCUUUCAUUGAAUGUGGUAACGCGCUGGAGAAGAGCGCUCAAGAGGCAAAGUCUCCUUUCCCCAUGUAUGCUGAAACGGUGGAGCUUAUCAAAUACACUAUGAAGUUAAAAAGCUACAUGGCCCCAGAUGCUACUCCAGCAGACAAGAGGCUAGCUGUGCUGUGCCUGCGAUGCCAGUCUCUUCUCUACCUGCGGUUGUUCAAGUUGAGAAAAGACAGCGCUCUAAAAUACUCUAAAACACUCACCGAACACCUAAAGAACUCUUUGAGCAACACCCAAGCUCCCUCUCCUGGAAUGGGAAAUAAGACGGCAGGUAUGCCCUCUCCAGUAUCUCCCAAACUCUCACCGGGCACAGCGGGUGGCUACUCAGCAGUCAGCAGUACCAGCAGCACUAGCUCGUCUGUGACCAUACCUCAGCGGAUCCACCAGAUGGCUGCCAGUUAUGUCCAGGUCACCUCCAACUUCCUGUACGCCACCGAGGUCUGGGACCAGGCUGAGCAACUAUCUAAAGAGCAAAAAGACUUCUUCACAGAGUUGGACAAAGUUAUGGGACCUCUGAUUUUCAACACCAGCAGCAUGACAGAACUGGUGCGUUACACUCGGCAGGGCCUCCACUGGCUGCGCUUGGACGCAAAAGUUAGUCCCUAGCGAGGACUCACUCCCUGCAAGCUGCUUUUCCACACACCCACACCUCAGCCUCUUGUGUUUGGCAACAUCUGCUCAGAGACAGACACACAAACGCACGCACGCAUGCUCUCAAAAAAGACAGACACACAAACACAACCCUCCUCUGGUCCUCCAUUUACACACACGUGUGAUUAACUUCUCAGACAUAUCUCCAACACUGUGUCCAUUUCCUACACCAGCUUGCCAAAAAAAACAAAACAAGACAAAAAUACCAACACUGAGCAAUUUAGAGCAUCUCUCACCUUCGACGGCACCACACAGGGAGAAGCAUCCAAACUGCAGCAGGAGUCAGAAGAGCUUAUCGCCUGGCUUCACACAUAUAUCGGCAUUCUUAAGAAAUCUUCGAAGGCCAUGUUUUUAAUCUCUUCAGCAUGGAAGCACUGGGUGAAUUAUUUAUUAUGAAUACACUAAAACUCUGCUUUGGUUUUUAGGCUACUUUGGCUUUGAACUUUUUAUUUGUCUUUGUUUCACCAAAGUACCUCCCAUGAACACCAAAGGUGCUUUAAAAAUGAAGGUUUCUCUUUAUCAUUUCUGUGCCUUGUAUGUCAGCUACAGGAAAAGUCACCGGUCAUAUCUGAUUCAAUUAUUUUUCUUUUCUUUUCACAGUUUUUACUUUUUUGUCUUUUUAACACUUAACAGUUGUUUCAGCAGUUAUUCUUGCAGCAUUUACUGGGUUUGUGUUUUGUUUUUGUUUUGUUUUUUAUGUAUUUGCAAAGCUGGUGUUGGUCACCACAAAUUAAACCUUGAAGAAUCCCACUGAAGAUUUAAGGACUGAAGGAAGGGCUACUGUGCACAGCAGAUUUCGUGGGGCACACACAUAUUUAUUAAUGAUCCCUUAGGACAUCUGUUGAUCGGUGUACUUGGCUCAAAAAGUGCCAUUUCAUUUUUCAGAAUCAUGAAAUGUGAUUGCCCUUUCUAAUAAAUUAAACGCUUCACAUGGCCUCCAGGGGUCGCUAGCGGGAGACCUCAGCAAGAUUGAUGAUGGCAAAUGUUGAGAUUUUCCGCCUCUUUGAAGCUUCACAAUUCUUUCCCACUCAUAGCGGCAUUGUUCAUUCAAAAAUUUCCUAGAGUGCGAGCUGUUUCCAAAUCAGUGUUAUUCUAUUUUUCUAGGGAACAGCAGGGAGUGUUUAAGUAUUGAAGAUCAUGUCCACAUCCAAUGCAGUCACAGUACAUUUUAUAAAAACUGGGCCUAAGUUGCCGCUAAUUUGGCUGAACAGAAGCUAAUUUAUUUGAAGGGAAAUAUGUUGUCUGGGGAAUGGAACUCAUCAGCGAUGCAGAUGAUCAGUGUUGUAUUUAUACAGCAGAGUUUUAAAUCUAUCAUUAUAUAUUUCAAGAAAAAGUAUAAAAACCAAUAUAGAUUUUAUUUAUAUACCAACCAGUUUCUUUUACUUCCUUCUAGCCAAGCAAAAGUAU
Messenger RNA from Pundamilia nyererei, 5204 nucleotides. It is a transcript of the gene aff4, whose product is annotated as AF4/FMR2 family, member 4. Gene Ontology annotation, cellular component: nucleus; super elongation complex. The record is from RefSeq and is a predicted model, not a curated record. Gene Ontology annotation, biological process: regulation of gene expression. Bases 333 to 3752 code for a protein of 1139 amino acids. The transcript is spliced from 21 exons. Lineage: Eukaryota; Metazoa; Chordata; Actinopteri; Cichliformes; Cichlidae.